This is a messenger RNA of Chlamydomonas reinhardtii, 3746 nucleotides long. RefSeq lists its product as uncharacterized. Bases 351 to 2786 code for a protein of 811 amino acids. Gene Ontology annotation, biological process: fumarate metabolic process; malate metabolic process; tricarboxylic acid cycle. The record is from RefSeq and is a predicted model, not a curated record. Gene Ontology annotation, molecular function: fumarate hydratase activity. The transcript has 13 exons. Gene Ontology annotation, cellular component: mitochondrion; tricarboxylic acid cycle heteromeric enzyme complex. Lineage: Eukaryota; Viridiplantae; Chlorophyta; Chlorophyceae; Chlamydomonadales; Chlamydomonadaceae.
GUUCCUGCCAAACCCGCACAUAGCACACGUCCUGUUACGACUCUUGCUUUGAAGCCACAGGCUUUCCAGCUGCCCAUACCUGCUAUGCAUCAACCCAGGCAUCAACCUAACUUUUUGUCGACGACGUUGCUGACUGGACGGUGCCACGGCAACACAGAUAUGUUACCUCAUGUAGGUUCAGAAGGAGCAGCAAGAAAACGCGCACCGGCACCUGAUGCUGGGCGACGCGCCAGUCUUGCCAGCGGGGCGAACGCUACAACGCAGAGCUGAUGACACAUUUAGCAUGAUGGCUUGGGAGCUAUUGCGAGGAAGGGACCAGCCCCGAGGGACCGCGAGGGCCUUAUCACGAAAUGGAUUGGACAUAUGGGCAACAUGCCGCGGAUCAGUCACCGCCUGCUGGAGCUGGAGCUGGAGCUGGAGCUGCUGGGACCGGCGAGCGAGUCCCGGCCGAAAGUGUGCCCGCAGGUCUCGGCUCAUCUCCAAUUCGCACCGUUUUAUUGCCACGCCGCACACACGCUUCGACAUUCGACCAUUCGAAAACUCGAACUCCACACCACCAUAACCAGACUCGUGAGCUGCGCCCACACCAGGCAACAGCAAGCAGGCAGGCAGGUCCUGAGUUCAGCCCCGGCGGUAUGCUUCUGCUGCGGCAUCAUCAGGCGCUAUCGCAGCAGCGGCGGGCCGCUUGCAGCUUCGCGGCCGGCAGAAGCAGCAGCAGCAGCAGCAGCAGCAGCAGCAGCAGCAGCAAACGUGCCUCCGCACCGGCGGGCAGCCCUGCGCGGUGGCUCGCCGCGGCCUGCUGCUGCAGCGCCUGCAGCAGCAGCCUCGCGACCAGCAGCAGCAGCCGCGCGGUGCUGCUGCUGACGCGGCUGCUAAGGACUACUGCUGGCGCGAAUGCUAUCAGCAGCGUGAUGAGGGCCGUGUCGGCGGCGCCGACUGCUGCUGCAGCUGCUGCUGCGGUGGCCGCCACCGCCCUGCCGCCGACCCACCGCCGCGGCAAUGCCUGCUGGCUGGCCCAGAUGACGACCGCUGCUGGCAACAGCAGCCCUGCCGCCGCCGGCGGUGUAUUCGGCAGCAGCAGGGCCAGCAGCAGCAUCAGUACCAGGCGGUCCUUCAGCAGCGCGCCCACACGCACGGAGAAGGACACGAUGGGCUCGGUGGAGGUGCCUGCUAACAAGUACUGGGGCGCGCAGACCCAGCGCUCGCUGCUGAACUUCCGCAUCGGCGUGAGUGUGGGAGGCGGCGGAAUUGGCGGCGCGGCGGCGGCGGCGGUGGCGGCAACAGCAGGAGGCCCAGUGGCGGCGUCGGAGCGCAUGCCGGAGCCGCUGAUACGAGCACUGGGGCUGGUCAAACGUGCGACUGCAGAGGUGAACACCGCUGCGGGGCUGCUGCCGCGCCAUGUAGGUCAAGCGGUCAUGGCUGCGGCCAGCGAGGUGGCGGAGGGCCGCCUGUCAGAGCACUUCCCGCUGGUCAUCUGGCAGACCGGCAGCGGCACGCAGACCAACAUGAAUGCCAACGAGGUCAUUGCGCGCAGGGCAAAUGAGCUCCUGGGAUUGAGCACACCGCCGCCGCCGGCGGAGGCCAGGAGCGGCAGCGGCGUUAGCAGCAGCAGCAGCAGCAGCAGCAGCACCAGCCCAGACACAGCGGUGGCGGCCGCGGCAGCGGAUCUUCAUCAGCAGCAGCAGCCGCAGCAGCAGCCGCAGCAGGCGGUGGAGUUGCGCGCGGUGCACCCCAACGACCACGUAAACCGGGGCCAGUCCAGCAACGACACAUUCCCCACCGCCAUGCAUGUGGCGGUGGCGCUGCAGGUGCACCGCCACCUGCUGCCCGCGCUGGCAGGCCUGCAGGAGCGACUGGCUGCAAAGGCAGAUGAGUUUGCAGGCAUCAUCAAAAUCGGGCGAACACACACUCAGGACGCCACGCCGCUGACCCUGGGCCAGGAGUUCAGCGGCUAUGCAGCGCAGGUGAAGUACGGAAUGGAGCGUGUGCAGCAGGCCAUGCCGCGUGUGUACGAGCUGGCGCAGGGCGGCACAGCGGUGGGCACCGGACUAAACACCUUCCAGGGCUUUGCCGAGGCGGUGGCGGCGGUGCUGGCGCGCGACACCGGUCUGCCGCUGGUGACCGCCGCCAACAAGUUCGAGGCGCUGGCUGCUCAUGACGCGCUGGUGCACCUCAGCGGCGGCCUCAACACACUGACUGUGUCGCUGAUGAAGAUUGGCAACGACGUGCGGCUGCUGGGCAGUGGGCCGCGCUGCGGACUGGGCGAGCUACGACUGCCCGCCAACGAGCCGGGCAGCAGCAUCAUGCCGGGCAAGGUCAACCCGACACAAGUGGAGGCGCUCACAAUGGUGUGCGCUCAGGUGAUGGGCAACCACAUGGCGGUGACGGUGGCGGGCGCGGGCGGCCAGUUCGAGCUCAACACCUACAAGCCCCUGAUUGCGGCGGCGCUGCUGCGGAGCGUGGGGCUGCUGGCGGACGCGGCGUGGUCAUUCUCGGAGCACCUGGUGGCGGGGCUGGAGGCGGAUGGCCCGCGCAUCGCGGAGCACGUGCGGCGCUCGCUGAUGCUGGUCACUGUGCUCAACCCCAUCAUAGGCUACGAAGCCGCGGCCGCGGUGGCGAAGCGUGCCCACGCGGAGGGCAUCUCUCUGCGAGAGGCAGCGCUGGCGCUGGGGGUGGUGGGCAGCGCGGAUGAGUUCGACCGCCUGGUGCGGCCCGAGCUCAUGCUGCGGCCCUCAACUCUGUCCAGCGGUGCAGCAGAUGGGCAGCAGGGCGGCAGCAGCACCUGAUGACGUGGCUCCCAGCUUCAGGGACUGCUGCCAGCAGCACUGCAGCAGGGUGGCUUCCUGCUAGCUAGGCCGCCUGCUGUCGCAACGGCAGCUGGAUCGAUGGAGCUGUGUCUUCCUGCUUCUGCAAAUAAGCAAAGCUGGCUGCUAGACCUAGCGCAUUGCGGUUGUGGUUAGUUUCGUGCCUAGCUUGGACUCGUGGUUGAGUUGUGGUUAUGUGGCACAAUUGAUGUGAGUUGCUCGGUCGGGACGUACAGCCGCUGACGGACUGCUGAUGAACACAUGUUGCAUGCAUGGUUGUUGGUUGGAAGCAGGCGAACUGCUGGCCAGGCGCGUGCAUGCACACUCUGCACACGCGCACAUGCAUAGCUGGGCAUACAGCGCUCGGGCUUGAGACAUGUGUGCUGUACCGGCCUGUGUGUCGUAGUGCUGGCAAUCUCCAUGUACGUUGCUGAUUUGCCUGCUAGCAUCCGUCAUCGGUGGGCCGCGGGUGCUGUUGCUAUGGUCAAUACUGCUGACUGCGUACUGCUGUGGACAGCGAGCUUGCGUGCCUACGCGCGCUUGCUUGCGGUUGGUAGGGAAUGAAUGCUGCAGAGUUAGUUGCUGGGUUAUUCAUGGCUGCAAGCAAGUUGGCUAAGUUGGCACUUGGCAGCGCCUGCGUGCUGCUGUAGUACCCACCCCGGCUGCUGCGUCCCUUGUGUCUGUUGGAUAUGGGUUCUAGGGCCAGGCCUGGGGUCACGCACCUUCAGCCACCAGAGGUGCCUAGGCGUAAUAAUUUCAGGUUGCGUUGCACCCCAGCGUGAUGCUGUGGGCUCGGCCAGCUCAGCCCACUUUCGGUGCUUAUUCGUUCGUUCAACACCACGUGGUGGCGCGCGCGCCUUGCUUUCGAGACACGUUUCAGGUAGGGAAGAGCGUGCUGCGUGUUUAUUACUGUAGGACCGCCAGUGCUCGUACCUUGCAGAU